Myodes glareolus (Bank vole) is the source of this 1677-nucleotide messenger RNA. RefSeq names its product DEAD-box helicase 25 (gene Ddx25). Gene Ontology annotation, molecular function: nucleic acid binding; RNA helicase activity; ATP binding. NCBI's taxonomy places the organism in Eukaryota, Metazoa, Chordata, Mammalia, Rodentia, Cricetidae. The record is from RefSeq and is a predicted model, not a curated record.
UGAGGCGAGCCGGCGCUUCCCCGCGCGGGGGCGGCAGCACGUGCCGGGGGCGAGCGCGGAGACCACAGCUAUGGCGUCGUUACUUUGGGGAGGCGACGCUGGGGCGGCAGAGAACGAGCGGCUGAACAGCCACUUUUCAAAUCUCGUCCACCCCAGGAAGAACCUCCGUGGUAUUAGGAGUACCACAGUCCCAAACAUAGAUGGCUCUCUUAACGCUGAAGAGGAAGAUGAAGAAGACGAUGUAGUGGAUCUGGCAGCCAAUUCACUCUUAAAUAAAUUAAUCCGUCAGUCCUUAGUAGAAUCCAGCCAUCGAGUGGAAGUCUUACAAAAGGAUCCCAGCUCUCCACUCUACUCGGUGAAAACCUUUGAAGAACUACGGCUAAAGGAAGAGUUACUUAAAGGGAUUUAUGCAAUGGGAUUUAACAGACCAUCCAAAAUCCAAGAAAUGGCCCUCCCGAUGAUGCUCGCACAUCCUCCCCAGAACCUCAUAGCACAGAGCCAGUCUGGAACGGGAAAAACAGCUGCCUUUGUCUUAGCAAUGCUCAGCAGAGUGAAUGCCUUGGAAUUGUUCCCACAGUGCCUCUGCCUGGCUCCCACCUAUGAACUGGCUCUACAGACUGGCCGUGUGGUUGAAAGGAUGGGGAAAUUCUGUGUGGAUGUUGAAGUGAUGUAUGCCAUUCGAGGAAAUCGAAUUCCUAGGGGCACCGAAGUCACCAAACAGAUUAUAAUCGGUACUCCCGGGACUGUCCUAGAUUGGUGUUUCAAGCGAAAAUUGAUUGAUUUGACUAAGAUCCGUGUAUUUGUCCUGGAUGAAGCAGAUGUGAUGAUUGACACCCAAGGAUUCUCAGAUCAGAGUAUUCGUAUCCAAAGAGCCUUACCCUCCGAAUGCCAGAUGCUCCUCUUCUCCGCGACCUUCGAGGACUCUGUGUGGCAGUUUGCAGAACGGAUCAUUCCUGACCCCAAUGUUAUCAAGUUACGAAAAGAGGAACUGACCCUAAACAACAUCCGACAGUAUUAUGUGUUGUGUGAAAACAGAAAAGACAAAUAUCAAGCCCUGUGUAACAUCUAUGGUGGCAUCACCAUUGGCCAAGCCAUCAUCUUCUGCCAGACCCGUCGCAAUGCCAAGUGGCUGACUGUGGAAAUGAUGCAGGACGGCCACCAGGUGUCCUUGCUGAGUGGGGAACUCACGGUGGAGCAGCGAGCCUCCAUCAUCCAGAGGUUCCGAGAUGGGAAAGAGAAAGUUCUGAUAACAACCAAUGUCUGUGCUCGAGGAAUUGAUGUGAAGCAGGUCACCAUCGUUGUGAACUUUGACCUUCCUGUAAACCAAUCAGAAGAACCAGACUAUGAGACCUACCUCCACCGUAUAGGGCGGACAGGACGCUUUGGGAAGAAAGGUCUCGCCUUCAACAUGAUUGAAGUGGAUAAGCUGCCGCUGCUCAUGAAAAUACAGGACCACUUCAAUAGCAAUAUUAAGCAGCUCGACCCAGAAGACUUGGACGAGAUUGAAAAGAUCGAAUACUGAAGAGAGGCCUUUGUUGUUUGUGGGCUCUCCUAGUUUGUGCGAGAAUGCUCAGCAGGUUUUGAAGAUAAUUUUCUAUGUUGAGGCUCUGUCAAGGUGAAACUGUCACAGAUGAAAACUGUCACAGAUGAAAAAAAUAAAUGUCAUGAUACUCUUCA